AUGGCGCCAAAAGAAACCAGGAAGUUGGUCGUCGUGACUCAGUUUUUGUUCCGUCUUUGACGCCGAUUGGCUUGAUGCUGUCAGCCCCUUUCCUUGCGAGCCUUCCGCUUGCCGGGAUGAAGUUGUGCUUCGGUUUGAUUGGCUCCACGCUAGUUGGAAGGAGGUUCUGAGUUGGACGCGCGCAAAGAAAUCAACAAAGAGACGAAGGUAGGGAUGUUACUCGUGGCCUGUCUCUCUAAUAACACCGUUCUGAGUGUGAAAGUGCAUAGAACACUCCCUAGUGUGCAUAUUCCUUCGUGCAUGUGAUAUGAGGAGCCGAGCCCUUUGGUUUUACUACACACGCAGCGGAUGAGGUUACAGAAACUUGAGGUGGUAGAAUGUACCAUACCAGUUCAGGCUACGGAUGAAGGAUCCGCAUUUCUCCCCUAUUGGGGAGCUGGGAGCUUCCUGCAGAUAGAAAACUAGCACAACAAGGGAGUGACCCGUGUAGAACUUUUCUCUCUGAUGUGUUAAAUUUUGUACUUUCAAAGAGUUUUGCAUAGGAGAUAUAGAUAGAUAGAUAGAUAGAUAGAUAGAUAGAUAUCUAAAGUGAUGCAAUCUAUUACAGAAACUCAGGAUUCAUUAUCUGUCUAUUCUUGUAUAUGUAGACUACAUCUAUUAAGGAGUAAUAAAGGCAGGCCUCUUAUAUCACUCUUCAGUUGCCCUAUAGUUCUGUCUAUCCAUAUUGUCAGCAUUUAUAUUCAUAGUUCUUAUUCACAUCUUGCCACCUUGAUGGAAUACAGGGUACUGUAUACAGUAUAGAGUGUUGCACAUAUUGCUAAUUUUGGAUCUGGAGAUGAUGAUGAGAAAUAUAAUUUGACAGUGGUACAUUUUUUUUCUAGGCUGGCAAUGAGCAAACUCCAGUUGGCAACACGCAGCAAGCUAGGAAUACAAAGGAACACUGGGAAACAACAGAAAUUGCUGAAAAAAUGUGAAGGAAAUACCACACUAUGCAAAGGUGCUUGAGUUACAAAAAUAUUUUUUUCAUCAGUGUAGGAUGAAAGAAAAUUGAAAAUAAUUGUUUGAACCUCUUUUCAGGAUCACUUAUUUUGUGGUAACAGCUAUUGAACUCCCCUCAACUUUUUAGCUGGCUAUGCAUUCAAAGACUGAAUCAGAAGCUGAAGUUACAAAUAUCUCAGAUUUAAUGCAUCAUUGAUUCCACAAACUGGCUUUGGGAUAGAUGGAGUUUUCCUUAUGAAGGAAUUAGAAAAUGUUUAGCGUUGCUUGGCCAACAACACAAAACCUGAAAAUUUGUACCUUCCUUGCCUCCGUUCUUGUAACAUUCUUCGACCCAAAUUUAUUUGGUGACUUUUUAAAAAAAAAGAAAUUUAAUUGAAACUUGUAGAGUCAGAAAAGUAUUCUGUUUUAGAAUAGUGUGACAUAAGCAGACACGGUGCUUGUUGUCUAGUUUGCCAUCAUAGGGGCUCAUCUUCCUGCUUUGAAUUUGUGUGAUACAGGGAUGUGGAACAUCCAGGCUGGGGUCUAAUAUGAUCCUCCAAGAAUCUCUAUCUAGCCCAUAGGACCCUCCCCAGGCCACACAGCCUCCAGAGCCCCGCUGCUCAUUAGCCCUGCUUUGCAUCCUCCUUAACUGUUUUUGCUGGCUAGAAUGUGUCCUUGAACUCUGAAAAUGCUUCUUGCUUGAGUUAGAUGGAACAUAGAGAAUAAUGUGUGAGUGUGUAAAAAAAGUAGCCCACUACACAAAAGUAAAAAUCCACAUUCAUUGCUCUCUACCCACAUUUGUCUCCAGCCCUCCUCACCAUUGGCAUGUGGCCCCAAGAAGGUCACUCAGAAGGGAAUGUGGCCCUUGGGCUGAAAAAGGUUUACCCAGCCCUGGAAGAAUGACAUGGACAAAGGAGAUAUCUGCUGAGGACUUCUGUUUCUGAGGUUAACAGAAAGAGCAGAUCUUUGGGAAAUAUUUGUAGAGGGGUAUGCCAGUAGGACUGCUGUUCUUCAGCUGUCUAUCAAAUACGUAUUCCCCUCUGGCCCAGCACAGGUUUAUCAACUGCCGUGUAUAUUUGUACAACCCGAUAGAAAUUGCCACUGCAAAAAUUGUAACUGGCCUCUCUUUGUUGCAGGAGUUCCCAGCCAACAGUCUCCAUUCCACACCUUCAGCAAUGCAGCUGAAAUCAAAGAGUUUCGGAAGAGGCUGCUCACCUGGUACAACAAAUGCAAACGAGAUCUUCCUUGGAGGAAAUUGGUAUGGCAUAUUGUGCUGGGCUUCUAGGAUGCACAGAAAUAUCUCAGAAGAGAGAGACAAUUGCUUUGCUGUGUCCUGUUCCCUAAAGUCCCCUGUUCACUUUUCUACAGGCUGCAAGUGAAGAGGAUGCUGACAGACGAGCAUAUGCUGGUGAGAGCAAGAACACUCAGGAAUUCUGCUGGGGAUUCCUGCCAUCUAUCUGCAUUCAGGGGUGCUCUAGAGAUAAAUGCCGCAGGCUGCACACAACACUGUCCUAGUGGUAGCAGCAAUGUGGUGGUAUCAGUUUUACUGCUGAGAAAAAUACUUUGAAUUGUGGCUCCUUAGUCCAAUUAAGGACAUUGGUGUUCUGCGUUGCUAGAGAUCCCCUAGUCAGAUCAUGGCACUUGACUUUUGGCAGCAGUGUAAUAUUUAAGGGGCAAGAUAGAACUGCAUGCAGAACUAGUUAUCUCCAGCUAAACAGUCCCCCUGGGAUAUAAAAAGGUUGCUUAACCUCUUACAAUUGCCUUUAAAGUACCGUAUUUUUCGCCCUAAAGGACGCACUUUUUCCCCUCCAAAAAUGAAGGGGAAAUGUUUGUGCGUCCUAUGGGGCGAAUGAGGCUUUCGCUGAAGCCUGGAGCGCGAGAGGGGUCGGUGCGGAGGGGAGGAAGCUAUCCGCAAGCCUUGCAAGCCCGGCGGGAGUUCCCACCAUCCCGCUGUCCCCCGACCUGGUUUGGAGGCUGGCGGCGGGGAGAAGCCCGCUUCUCCCUUCCGCCAGCCCCACAAGCUCAGGGGACAGCGGGGAGGCGCAGCGUGCCAUCCUGCUGUUCCCCGACCUGGUUUGGGCUUCAGGCAGAUAUCCGCAAGCCGUGGGAGCCCGGCGGGAAGUCAUGCCAGUCUCCCAAGGCUUGCGGAGAGCUGCCUGUUCGGGGGGCUGGGGUUGGGGGAAGCUUCCCCCGCGCCUGGGGGGGAAAUAAUUUUCCCCCCUUUAUUCCCCCCCCCAAAAAAACCUAGGUGCGUCCUAUGGGCCGGUGUGCCCUAUGGGACGAAAAAUAUGGUAUAUUGAGCAGCACAUCCCCUCCCACUUGCCAUGCAGAACAAGGAAGGUAUCAGAAUGCCUGAUGCACCUGCUUUCUCCUUGUGCCUGCAGUGUGGGUAUCAGAGAUAAUGCUCCAGCAGACCCAGGUGGCUUCAGUGAUCAACUACUACAGUCGCUGGAUGCAGGUGAUGCUGAGAUCCUUUUCUCUCUGUGGCAUGCUCUGUUGUGCAUUAGCUCCUGAAUUCUGGAUCUUGGAUCCAUUGUGCUUUGGAGACCUUGUAAACAAGUCCCUGUUUUCCUUUUUGAUACAGAAAUGGCCAACCUUGCAGGACCUGGCUCAGGCUUCACUAGAGGUAAGAAUGAGAAUGCAAUAUUUUGUGUGUGUUCAUGCAUGAAUAUUUGAAUGGAACAUGCAGCUUUGCUCUCCACCCCACUUUAAAAAAAGGAUUUAAAUACAUUUCUUUUUUAAAUACAGAAAUACCCAGAAAAUCCACAAAAAUGAAAUAGCAAAAAAAAUACACUAAGCGAAAGCAUUCAUUAUUGAUCUGGUCUAAUAUAUUUUUUCUAACUCUUUCUAUUUGGAAAUAGGAGGUGAAUGAGCUAUGGGCAGGGCUUGGCUACUAUUCCCGAGGGAAGCGACUCCAGGAAGGUGCACAUAAGGUACUCUAUAGGCAGUGGGUCAAGACACAAGGCAUUUUUGCAAGAAGAUAGUUCCCUUUAUGUCCUGUGCUUACAGAAAGAAAGAUUUUUUAAUAGCCACUUAGGAAAGAACCAGGUGCAAAAUAACUAGCUACUGUAGCUAUUGUACUAACUACAGUGGUGCCCCGCAAGACGAAUGCUUCGCAAGACGAAAAACUCACUAGACGAAAGGGUUUUGCGUUUUUUGAGUCGUUCCGCAAGACGAAUUUCCCUAUGGGCUUGCUUUGCAAGAUGAAACGUCUUGCGAGUUCUUGCGAGUUUGUUUCCUUUUUCUUAAAGCCGCUAAGCCGUUAAUAGCCGCUAAGCCACUAAUAGCCGCUGCCGCUAUAGCAUGCUCAAGACAAAAAAACCGCAAGACGAAGAGACUCGCGGAAUGGAUUAAUUUCGUCUUGCGAGGCACCACUGUAGUCUAAUUGGGAGUUCAGGUAGGAAUAGCAAAGUGUUAUUAGAUGGCAAGGUGGGAACCCCAAAUGGUUUACUCUUGAGCUGAGUAGCUUCCUAAAACUGAGGGCAUAGUUUGUAGGAAAUGUAUAUCCAAAAUCCCCUAAUGUUUGUAUCCCACCCUUCCUCCAAGAGGCAAUGGGCAGUAUUUUCGUCUCAUUAUAUCUUAUCACCAGAAAGGUCACCUUCUUCUUAAUGAGCUGCUCAGGUUGUGCUAUAGAAACACGGAGCUCUGAUACUGCUUCAGUCACUGAACCCUAUAUAGUGGCAGCAAGGCCAUCCCAGUUGUUAGCCCCAUCUGCAAUGGCAAGUGCUUCUUCAGUGAAAGCCAACCUACUCCUAUUGCAAUAGAGCAGGGGGCUAGGAAGGUUCUGCAAUAGCUUCUUCCAAGGAGAGCAGUGCCACAUCCUCUGGCUGGAGGAACACUGCCCUCACAGGCUCAUCAGAUAGAAGUACUUCCAGGGCUGACCCUGCAUUCCCUUUCCCCUCCUGCUUCAGAGUCCUCAACCUCAUCCCCUGAAGAAGGGGAAUCUGACUCCAGGAUCAUGACACCUUAAAGGCAUGUUGGAAGUUUUAACGGUGUGUCUAAGAACCACCAGAGGGGAUGCUUUUGAGUGACAAUGUCCCUGUGUUGCUUCAACUGGGUUUAUUUUGCAGUUGGUGUCACAGAUGGAAGGACAUAUGCCCAGGACAGCAGAAGAGCUGCAGAAGCAGUUGCCAGGAGUUGGAAAGUACACUGCAGGAGCUAUUGCAUCCAUAGCGUUUGGUCAGGUAAUGAGGUUGCAGUCUGAGUGGGCAGAUUUGCUUUAGGAAUAUGCACAAAGGAAUAUUACCCAACCUGGCUUUGGGCUUCUGAGUCCUUAGUCAAUCUAGGGGGCUAGACAUUUCUUAUCUCCUUUCCCUUUGCAGCUGUUGUUCACUCCUGUGUUUCCCUUGAUGCCCCUAAAAACAGUGAAUUGGCUACUAAUUCCCUCACUGUUAGCGCUAGAACAAGUAGGAACAACUAGGAAGAUCUCAGCCAAGGAAGUGGUGUGUAAUUUAGAUUUCUGCUCUGUAUGGAAUGAUUUCAUAACCUGUAUAAAUGAAAAGAAAGAGUAUCAAUACCUUUCUAACCCUGUGACUGGAAGAAAGACUAAAUUGUGGCUAGUCUUGGUCAUCAGUCCUAAAGAGUAACUUCCUUUUGUACAAUACAAACACAAACCAUACAGAGGUGGUAUCUGGCAAGAGAAACAAAUAUUAAUACAGAAUUUAAUACGGUCACUAGACAUUACUAGCUAAGCCACUAAACAAUGACUUGUACCUCUGUGCACUCUACUUCAAACCAAAGACUUCCUGAACCAUACUUGAUAUAUUAACCACUACGUAAUCUCAACUUUCCAUGGAUUCACAGAGUGAAUUUGAUGCAGGCAGAGGGCCCUCUUUGGCCUGGUUGGGCUCUUCAGUAGCUCUGUCAGCAGCCCUUAAUAGAGGCUGGAGCACAAGUUGUCACAAGUACAGUAACGGCUGGGUUGCUGUUUUGUCCAAUGCAUCCAGGUGACCGGUGUGGUGGAUGGGAACGUAAUUCGGGUCUUGUGCCGUACACGAGCCAUUGGUGCUGACCCUGCCAAUGCAUCUGUUGCUGACAGACUCUGGUAAGGGAAGGAAUGGGGUUGGGAUGAUGCAAGCAUAGUUUUAGGACCUGAGAGUCAGGAAAGGACAAUAGCUUUUGGAAAAUAAAAGUAUUUUGUUCCUUCUUCCCCAUCAGAUAUCCAAACUGGAGACAACACAUCCUGGCAAAAUCUAAACUGUUCACAGCCAGUCUCUAAUUGCAUAUAGUGAACUUGCAGUUGGUCUCCUCUUGCUGGUAGUGGCCCUACGCACACAUAUGAGUUUGAACUCUUAAGGUCAAAAAGAUAGUGAAUUAGCAGUUGAAUCAGCAAACCAGGAGCUGUACACACACCCAGAGAAGUUGGGGUGAAUAAUUCAGUCCUUCACAUGUAAGAAAGUUCCAUUCAAAUCAAUGGUAGUCCUAACUAAAUGUUUGUUGGCUCAAGAGGAAGAGCUAGGUGCUGUGGAGACUGACAGAGGGCAGAGAAUUUAGAAAUGCUGCUCUUCAUCUUUGGAAACUCCCCAUUACUGAUUGCUGAGCUUUUACAGAAUGCUGGUUUCUAAAGCCCCCUCUAAAAUUAGGGAGUAGGUAGCCACCUCCCUAAGAAAUGCUUCCCUACAGCACAGAGCGACAGCUGGCAGCCCCAGGGCAGUUUUUGUGCAAAACUAGCACCUCUCUCUGUCUCUUUUUUUCACUCUCAGCUCUCCCAUCAAUGCGGUUGUAGGUCGAGAAAGCUCAGGAGUUGUUCUUUUUUGAGGCUGCUGCUUUAGAAAGACUUGUUAUGCUUGCUAAUGUAGGCUGCUGUCGUUCUUAGGGCUUUAGCACACACUCUGGUGGACCCAUCCUAUCCCGGUGACUUUAACCAAGCGAUGAUGGAAUUGGGGGCAACUGUGUGCACUCCCAAGGCCCCACGGUGCAUGGAGUGUCCCGUGAAGCAGCACUGCAGAGCACACCACAAAGUAAGGGAGCUCCUCCUCUAUACCCUUUGCUGUUUCCCAUGCUCUGGUGUUUUGCUGUGGAGUCAGAUUAUUAUUAUCUGUUGGGAAAGAAGAGCCAUUUCCUGCAAAGCUCCCUGAAAAACUUAACACUCCUUGUACACGUACCACACAGACAUUGUAUGGGGGUUCUGCAUGUCUACCUGCAUGUCUGCUCAGAAAUACUUUCUUCAGUGGUGCUUACUCCCUAGUAAGUGUGUUUAGGAAUGCUGCCAUGCACAUAAAUUCCCUCGGAGUUCGUUCAGUUUCAUAUGGUUGGAUUUCUUCCUAAGCAGAAAUACAGUCUAACAAAGCCACCUAUUGAUGCUUCGUUAUAAUGUCUUCAGUUAAUCAUAUUCUAAAUUGUGGAUCCUUCCUAAUUCCUUUCACAUAACAAGGCCCACUUCAUCUCUUUUUUAAAAUGUUGCAUAUACAACACAGAUGUGUAUCCUAUUCUGUCCUUGGGUUUGGUCUCAACUUUGGAAUCAUGGCUAAUGUCAGCAUAUAGCUUGAUGUUAAGACUGAGGACAUGGGAGUUCUAGAAGAAGCCACAAGUACUUGCACAGUCCCCCCACCUCUCUGUUCACUGAUAGUUGGAACCUUUUCCUGCAGGUGGAAAAAGAGCAGGCAGCCUCUGCCAAGAAACUGUUAGGAAAACCUGCUUCUAAGUGCCCCCAGGUGCUGGAUGUAGAAGAAUGUGGUAAGCGCAUGAGAAGACCUGGCAUUACCAGGUUGGUGGUUUGGAGUUUUUACAAGGUGGGAAAGCUCUCAGAUCUCCACCUCCAGCAAAUCUCUACCUUCUCUUCCCAAUUCCACCAGCAGCCCUUCUUUAUUCAGGGUAGUAGAUGCAAGAAGAAGGGGGAAGAACCACAGCCAUCUUCUGUAGCCAGCAAAUUAAGGGCACUCCCCACCAAAAAACCAAACAUACUAAAUCCAGAUCCGUUUUUAAGGAGCAAACAUGUGGCCUUUUUAUUUGAGCAGGCUUUUGCGAUGGUUUAUGAGAGUGUUGUGAUGAAUGGUUUUUGAUGAGGUCUACAUAAAAAUAAUCAUUAAAAUGCAAGCAAACAAACCCACACUUAAUACAGUGGUACCUCAGGUUACAUACGCUUCAGGUUACCAUACGCUUCAGGUUACAUACUCCGCUAACCCAGAAAUAGUGCUUCAGGUUAAGAACUUUGCUUCAGGAUGAGAACAGAAAUCGUGGGGGCCACCAGGGGGCGCAUUGGAAGAUGGCCGACAAUAACAUCUCUCCGACCCACACGAGGUAAUUAAGAGGCUGCUAUGGGAGUAUGUAGCCUCCCUUGCCCCCCCAAGGGGAUGGGGGGGCUGCCUUGCCAGCUGUGUCCAUAAUUCACCCCCGGAUUUGAAAGAAGGAGGUGUGGACACUUGGCACGAAGCCCUCGAGUGAGAUUGGCUCUCCCUGACGCUGUCUCCAAUCAGUGCACUGGUUCUCAUUAGCUCGAAAUAUAUAAUUGGAAAUAUAUAAUUGGAAAGAAGCUAAUGCACAUACAUCAAGUGAAGAUCGGGAGUAAAGACUGCUGAUUAAUGGGAUCUCUGGGAGCAGAGCGACGGGUUGGAUAAAUAAAUCAAGUGAAGAAUCAUCAUUAAAAGACUGGUAUGUCGGAGUGAAACGGAAAGGGGGGGAGGAAAAAACUUUUCUUUUUUUGCCUUAUGUGAGUACCAAUAACCCCUCCCCUCCAGAGAGAAGAAUUGUUGUGAUUAUUAAUCACAAGCAGGAGACUAAGAACUGUGUGGGAAUGAAUUACUGAUUAAAGAGAGAACUGGUGGAAACAUCGGGGAAUGGAAGGAAAGUUUUAUGACUCAGCAAUAAAUGGAAUCUCGUGAAGACAGGCUUGCCUAAGGAGGACGAGGGGGAGGAGGACCAGGGUCAUUGGAAUGUGAAUGUAUAGUUAUCGGAACGUUAUCUUGACCUGGCAGGGCCCUCUGAGAUAUAAAUUGGCAAGCCUGUAAAUCAACGGACGGACUGUGGGAAUGUUUUUAACGGAGGUGUGGAAAUGGCGUCUGUCCUUUAUGUGAUAUGAUUUUUGGAGAGUGUAAAACCCACACAGGAGAUGUUUGUCUUUCACCCGCUUGUGAAGAUUAUCAGAGAUCACAAAGAAAGGAAUAUAUGAUAACAACAAGAAGAUGAAGAAAAUAACAAAAAGACUAUCUGGACAGAACUGGAUAGAACUGUUUAAUCAAAGCAGCAGCAAGAGUGAUGUUUGGACCCCUUUCGGAGCUUGAAGUAUGGGUACCCCCAACAAAAAUUUAAAAAAUUUGGCUGUAUAAUUUGGAAUUAAUGUGAUUUGGAAUUAAUGUGAUUUGAUUGGCCUGUUAAUAAAAAUUAUUUUUUUUAAAAAAGAGAGAACAGAAAUCGUGCUCCGGUGGCACAGCGGCAGUGGGAGGCCCCAUUAGCUAAAGUGCUUCAGGCUAAGAACAGUUUCAGGUUAAGAACGGACCUCCAGAACGAAUUAAGUACUUAACCUGAGGUACCACUGUAUGUUGAUUGCAUUUUAAUUAUCAAUCUGAUGGAUUUUAUGCUUGUAUUUGUAUGCUGCCUUACGUUUAUGGCAAAUGCAUGGCAAAAAUUCAUUUUUAAACAUGUCUGUCCCUAAAAGCUCUCUGGUAGAGAAGCAGAGGAGCACUGGAUCCUUCCUCUGAAGUAUCUUAUUUCCCCUGCAGGUAAUUUUUGUACCAUAGUUGCUCUCUGCUUCUGGUAAUCUAUUGUUUGAAUUGUGUAGGUUUAUCUAUGAGAACCUAGUAAAUGACUACACAUUGAUCUCUUUCACACGUGUGAUUGCAUAGAGUCUACAGAUAGAUCAGAGGCGGGAAACAUUUUCACCCCAAGUGCUACGUUCUGUAACGGGUAACAGAAACGACUCUAUCCUUCAGCCAGGCAAGCAAAAUGUAUUAUCACAGUUCAGGGAACAUUCCUGCCAGGCUGAGACACUUGAGGAGGCCAUGAGAGGCAUGGCCUGUGGAGAGUUCCAAGGGUCCAAUAGAGAAACUUGGAUGACUGGAGGUUUCCCACCCUGGUAUAGAGCUAUUGACUAGACUGGCUCAAAUUCAGUUUAGGUGUGCAGUUCAUGCUGCAUUGAGGAAUAUAUUUAUUUAUUUGCAGUGAGAUUAGAAGUUUCUUGUUUGGUUGUGAAUUGACAUUUGUCAGCUUUGCCACCAUGGAAUGGGCAGCAUUGGUUUAACUCUGGCUUCAUUAGCAAGCCAGGCCUUCCUGUCCUAGAACAUGCCACCUCCAGCAAAUAUGCUUUGCAGACAGUUGCCUGUUGCCCACAGUUCAGAGCCAGGCAUCUCAUCUGUUUCAUUCUUCUGAUUUGUAGCUGCUGCCACCACAGGGAGCUGCUCCCUCUGCCUGCCUCCUUCAGAGCCAUGGGAUCCCAGCCUUGGUGUGACCAACUUCCCCAGGAAAACUGCCAAGAAGCAGCCCAGGAUCGAGUGCACAGCCACAUGUGUGCUACAGAGAAAGUGCAGUGAUGGGAAACCAGAGUACCUUAUUGUGCAGAGACCUAGCACAGGUAAUGGUCUGAGAAAGGGAGGCUUACCAUGCCUGGAAAAUCUGUUGUUACAUCUCCAGCUCCUGUACCCCACCCACGUCAGUGAUCAUUCCAAUUUUAUGUUGAGGCACGUUUAUGACUUUGAGCUAGUGGUUGCAGAAAACAGAUGCCUGCAAGAUGGGUCAAGUUUAUCUGCCAGUCCAUUCCAGGCUGCUAUACUAGGUGCCAGGCAAAAACGUUUCAAUAUAACCAGGCCUUUGGCUGAUUAAGGUUCUAUGGUCUUUAAAAUGUGAUUGUGGGAGGGAGGGUUAUUGGUUUGUUUUUGUUUAUUAUGUAUCUUGUGUUCUCAUUUUGUAUUUUUAUGUUGUGAACCACCCUGUGGUUUUCAGAUGAAGGGUGGUAUACACAUUUAAUAAAUAGAUAGAUACCCUGGGCACCCAGACCUGUCUCUGUUAUUGAGCAUUUUUUCAGCUGUUGAAAAAUUCAUGCCACAGUUGAAGUAAAAGAAAACCAGCUGAAUUAUUUAAGGCAUUACUUUCACCUGCACUAGUCAAGGGAGAGAGCACUCAGCCCUGACGUAGGCAUGUACCUUAGGAGCACUGCUCGUUUACUAUGGAAGCAGUGUUUUCUAAAUACAUGUCUGAUAGAUGGUUAUGUUUAAAAUAUUAUAUUGACAACACAGUAUUUAUUUAGAGCAUUUCCUUGGUGUUUUGUGUACAUUAUCCCAGGAAUCUCUGCGACAGCCUUAUUAAGUAGAUGCAUAUUAUCCCAGGUUUUUAGAUAUGGCUGAGAAUAUGUAACUUUGCCAGAGGAUACCAAAUUUUAUGUCCAAGAUGAUUUUUUGAACCAGGGAUUUCUAGCUCAUAACUCAGGCUCUUAACUACGAUACAAUAUCAGCUUGUGCUGGUGACGGUACAUUUUCUUGCAGGUUUGUUGGCAGGGCUUUGGGAGUUUCCAAGCCUCCUCCUUGAGUCAGGGCAGGAGAAGUGGCAGAAAGCAGCGCUGGCAGAUCACCUCCAAGCCUGGGUUGGUAGUAACGUGGCAACAAGACGCCUGCAGCAUGUUGGAGAGGUACAUUGGACCCCCCUCCCUGCAGAAUUGGCCCAUUGUUUAUACAGUGUCUCUCCAGCAAGUACCUCCCCUCUCGCCGCCACCUCCCCUUGCAUGGGAUUUACAACCUACAACCUGGGUGGCAUUAGCAUCAGAAUCUCUGUUGCUAUUAAGUGCCGAACAAAACCUUCAGGAUGUGUGCCAUGCAUGAAGCUGGUUUGAUGGGGAAGACAGUUGUUCUGUUUUGUAACUGACAGAUGGAAAGUUUUGCAGUUAAAUACCUGGCAAUGAAAUUACUGCCCCCAUGAAUAUCUGGAACAGUAUUUGUCAGGGUUGAAUUAAAUCUCACUUCCAGCCAUUCAGUCCUCAGAUUAUUUUUAGAUUAUCACUCAGAUUAUGCCAUAGGUGGGAGAGAUCAUCAUGUCUUGCUAGUCAGCUACUUCCCGUCUUAAGCUUGGCAGCCCCAAGUGCUGGCCCCCCACUGCCUGCCUGCUUCAAUGGUUGCUUGGAGCUCAGAGUAUCACUUGACAAGUGGAGUGAACUACUUGACCCCCAAAGGCGCACUCCUCCAUUAUCUCCCGAGACAGACGGAUGCCAACAGGCUACAUUCCAGCCAAACAGAAGUCAGGUUUUAAUAUACAUACACACACAUACUUUCAUCCAGGCAGGCCAGGAGCAUUAUUGCACUUCAAGGCCACAUUCCAGCCAGGCAAAAACACUUGGAGGAGUAUGACUGGGGAGGGGUGUGGAUGGGAAGGAGGCACAACCUAGUGUGAGUCUCAGCGACUGGGAAGAGAAGCCUGGAGAACUGCAGUCUGCCUCCAGGCCUGCGCCCCUGUCCUAGUUCUAGAGCACAGUCUCUGCUUUCUUCCCUGUCUUCACUCCCACAGACAAGUAGGUUAUGUACCUGCAGCUCCUUGUCCUGAAACAAUGAAGGUUGGGAAGGAGAAGCUCCCUGGUCUCCAUGCAAAGCCCAGCCUCCCUCUAUGAGGCUGCAGCUGGGUUUCUUCCUUCCCAAGGAACUUGUCCUUCUUACCUGCCAGAAGGUAGGGAGGGAAGGGAUGCUGUGACAUAACGGCAUCUCUCACCUUCCCUAACCACAUCUACAUAUCUUCAAAUCCUUCACCAGGUUCUCCAUAUCUUCUCCCACAUCCGCCAAACAUACGUGAUCUACUCUUUGAAUCUGGAUCAAGAUGAAGGAAACUGGGAUGUGGAGCUGGAGCUGCCGGCAUCCCGGUGGGUGACCGAAACAGAAUUCCACAACUCUGCCAUCUCCACAGCCAUGAAGAAGGUACUGAGAAUCUAGAGCUUGGUUGCUUCAAGUUUCCCAAUGGACCCACAUGUCAAUUUCUCCUGAGAGAUGCAGGUGAUGCAACAGCAUGGAAUGUUAGCCCCAGCUUCUGGGGAAAUGCAAACGUUAACUGCAGCUGGAAGUAUGACUGAACAUAGCUUUCUAGCAAGGGAUACACUUGGUCCACUUUUAGCUGCUUCUCUUGUUAUGUGUGCUCUGUCUCCUCUUUCACACUGUCCCUGUGUUUCUGGCUCAAGCAAUCAGUGGUUCCAGGGGGCAGCUGAUACGUUAAAAACGCCUUUGUACGUAAACAGUUGCAACCUGCCCCCUCAUAUGGAGUCAACACCAUGUAUUCAUUAUGGUGCUAGAUGUGUUAUGUGGACUGUCCUACUUUUCCAGGUCUUGAAAGCUUAUGAAAAGUGGAGCCCUACAAUCAGUACUGCCAAGGUAAGGACAUCCAUUUGCUAGAGCUGAACAGCUCUUACCUCUCUCUGCAGCUCCAAUCAUGUUCCUAGAAUUAUUAUUAUUAUUUAUUCCCCGCCCAUCUGGCUGGGUUUCCCCAGCCACUCUGGGUGGCUUACAGCAUAUCUAAAAACAUAAUAAAAACAUCAAGUGUUAGAAACCUCCCAAUACAGGGCUGCCUUCAGAUGUCUAAAAGUUUUGUACUUCUUUAUCUUCUUGACAUAUGAAGGGAGGGCGUUCCACAGGGAACAGCAUCUCGCCCCUCUGUCUACUGAGCUCCAUCACUGGUCCUGCAUGUUGGGAGCCACCAGUUUGAGGCUUGCCAACUGCACAUCCUUCCAACCACGCUGGGUGGGUCCUGCUGGUUUGUCUCCACCCUUCUUACCAAUGUUAGGCCUAUAAGCAAGGGGAUGGGAUUUAGAGGUGGCCGCAGUGCUUUCUCCGUCAAAUGCAUAUGCAUGUGUGACUGUACAGAUUGUCAAGAGGAAACGGGACUCCCUACACACCAGCCAGACCCUGCAUGAAGAAGGUAGUUUUUCCAAGAGGCAACUUUCUCUGGAUUCAUUUCUUGCAACAAAUCCCGGGGACUGA
Messenger RNA from Podarcis lilfordi (Lilford's wall lizard), 13856 nucleotides. The record is from the annotation of a GenBank genome assembly. Lineage: Eukaryota; Metazoa; Chordata; Lepidosauria; Squamata; Lacertidae.